Messenger RNA from Oreochromis niloticus (Nile tilapia), 3855 nucleotides. RefSeq lists its product as uncharacterized. The record is from RefSeq and is a predicted model, not a curated record. NCBI's taxonomy places the organism in Eukaryota, Metazoa, Chordata, Actinopteri, Cichliformes, Cichlidae. The coding region runs from base 451 to 3855 and encodes 1134 amino acids. The transcript is spliced from 3 exons.
CCCUUAAGGCAUUUCUCUGAAUAAAUAGGUUCAUAAGUUUGAAAUAAAUAAUUCUAAAAAGAUUUGUCACUAAAACAUUGAUAUGUGUUGUUAAAAUGAAUAAUUCAUGCUUUACAUACGUUUUAGUUAAAAGGAAAAUAUCGCUAGAAUGUAUUUCCUGUUCUGGCGGCGCACUUCCGGUUCUGGUCAAGCACUUCCGGUUUGGGUCAAACACUGUUUUUGCUGAGAAACAGGCUCCUCAUGCAGAAGGCAGCAUGGAGAUGUAAUCAGAUGCCAUCUUCUCUGAAUUAUCAGGCUGGAACGCCUUUCCACCACAUGUUCAUGGAGACAAUUAAACAAGCUGCAACUAAACUCCAGGGUCUUCAUUUGUGGUUUAACUCGGUGUCACCAACAUCCUCGUUGAAAACACUAUAGUGAAAAGGCGGCUACUGAUGAUUCAUCACGGUCAAAAUGGCAUCCAGUAACAAGUCUGCACGCAGUUUAAGGACCAGCCGCUCAUCUGGAUCAGCAGUAAGCGCUGCCCAUGCUCGAGCUAAAGCGGAGGCUGCAAAGGUGAGAGCAUGCUAUGCAACAAAAGAAGCACAGUUAAAGGUUGAAAAAGCUCAAAGUGAACUGGAAAAGGCAAAAAUAGAUGCAGAAUUAGAAGUGUUAACAUUACAGAGGGAAGCUGAUGCUGCUGUAGCUGAAGCAGAAGUGCUAGAGGAAGCUGAAGCAAUACAAGAAGAACCUGAGAGUAGAAAAUCUCCAUCAGAAAGUGUAAAAUUAGAACGUACGAAUGAAUAUGUACGAUCUCAAAUGGACACCAAGCUAUCUCCCAGUCCACGAAAAUUACCAACCACUUCUUGCCCCCAAGCAAGUUCACCCAACACAUUUGUAACGUGGCAUCCCUCUGAAGAAGGCAAUUUAGAGCCACAACCCAUCAACUCUGAAACAAGGCUUACCAAAGAUAAUAUCGCUGCUCUAAAUAAGCCCAGCCAGCUGAAAGGUGGAACAAAACCUAAAGUGGAGAAACAAAACACCUCUCUCAACCCAUGCGGCUCACCAUUCAUACCUCAGCAUGACUGUAACACCACAGCCAGCAUUUUAAAUCCAGCAGAGCCCUUUGCCCAAUACAUGGCACGUCGAGAUUUAAUAAUCUCAGGCCUUUACCAGUUCGACGACAGGCCAGAGAACUACAGAGCAUGGUGCUCUUCGUUUACCAGUGCAACAGCUGAGGUCCAACUCACCCCCAUUCAAGAGUUAGAUCUCAUGACGAAGUGGUUAGGGAGGGAGUCAAGUGAUCAGGUGAAACGCAUACGUUCAGUAUAUGUCAACAACCCCACAUUAGCUCUAUACAAAGCAUGGGAAAGACUGAAUGAAUGUUAUGCAGCAUCAGAAAUAAUCGAAAGGUCACUUUUCCAACGGUUGGACAGUUUCCCAAAAUUAACAGUCAAAGAUCAUGUCAAGCUACGUGAACUAGGAGAUUUACUGCAAGAGAUUCAAGGCGCUAAGGAAGACGGCCAUCUGCCUGGUCUACUCUAUCUGGACACUUCUCGUGGAAUUAGCCCAAUCGUAGACAAACUCCCAUAUGGACUUCAGGAGAGGUGGAUGUCACACGGCUCUCAAUAUAAAGAGAACAACCAAGGCUGUUUCCCACCCUUUGAGUACUUCUGUGAAUUCAUAUGUAAAGAGGCAAAGAAACGCAAUGAUCCAAGUUUCCACCAGCAAAACUUAAAACCAGAAAAACCUUUUGCAAAAAACUUAAAUUCCAGCAAACCAAUUACGGUACACAAAACCAAUAUUUCUCCCCCUAACAAGGACAUUAACCGGAACUGCCCACUGCAUAACAAGCCACACCCGCUCAAAAGAUGCAGAACAUUUAGGAAUAAACCACUGGACGAAAGGAAGGCCUUCCUCAAAGAGAAAGGAAUAUGCUUCAGAUGCUGUUCUUCAGACACUCAUCUUGCGAAGGAAUGCAAAUCUUCUAUAAAGUGUUCUGAAUGUGACAGCACAAGUCACGACGCAGUCAUGCAUCCCGGUCCUCCACCACAGACCAACAAGGCUCUACCUCCGGCACAAGAGAAUGGCGGGGAGAGAGAAAACAGUCACGACACGGUCGAUGUAACAACAAGCUGCACAGACGUGUGUGGUCCAGGUCAGUGGGGACGUUCAUGUUCCAAGAUAUGUCUUGCAUGGGUGUACCCUAAAGGUUACAAGGACAGAGCUGUUAAGGCAUAUGUAAUACUAGACGAUCAGAGCAAUCGUUCUUUAGCCAAGCCUGAGUUCUUCGAACUUUUUGACAUUAAAAGUGAACCUUUCUCCUACAAUCUUAGAACAUGCUCUGGUGUUGUAGAAACAUGGGGUAAAAUAGCUGAAGGCUUCCAUAUCGAGUCACUGGAUAGGUCAAUAGUUAUCCCUCUACCAUCACUCAUAGAGUGUCAGGACAUUCCUAACAAUAGGAGUGAAAUCCCAACUCCCAGCGCAGUGCUACACCAGCCGCACCUCCGAACCAUAGCAAAGUACAUUCCAGAGCUAGAACCUAAAGCCGAAAUACUCCUGCUACUAGGGAGAGACGUUUUACAGGCACACAAGGUCAGGCAGAGAAUUAACGGCCCCCAUAAUGCCCCCUUCGCCCAGCGCCUAGAUCUAGGGUGGGUCGUAGUUGGGGAGGUCUGUCUGGGCAAUGUUCAUAGGCCUACAGUCAGCACCCUGAAGACAGUCAUUCUGGAAAAUGGCCGCCCUACAGUUUUCAAACCAUGUAACAGCCUCCUGCAACUCAAAGAAAUGCCACACACAAACAGGCCGGGUAAAGCGCCCGAACAAACUCUGGGUCAAACGGUUUUUAACCAGACAGAUAACGACAACAAACCAGCUCACUCAAUACAGGACACUCUCUUUCUGAAAAUGAUGGACAAUGCUAUGUACAGAGACGUGGACAACAGUUGGGUCGCCCCACUUCCAUUUAAGGAACCCCGCCAGCAAUUACCAAACAACAGACAGCAGGCAGCCACAAGGUUCUCCUCCUUAAAACGCACCCUUAAUAGGAAACCUGAAAUGCGGGAGCAUUAUGUGGCCUUCAUGGAAAAAAUCCUCUCCAAUGGUCACGCUGAGGUGGCCCCCCCACUGAAAAAGGGAGAAGAGUGUUGGUAUCUUCCAACAUUUGGAGUCUACCACCCACAAAAACCCAAUCAGAUCAGGGUUGUCUUCGAUUCUAGUGCCCAGUACUUGGGUGUCUCACUUAACAAUGUCCUCCUUACCGGCCCUGAUUUAAACAACACACUUGUCGGAGUUCUUCUCCGCUUCCGGACAGAAAGUGUUGCAAUCAUGGCAGAUAUACAGCAAAUGUUUCACUGUUUUAUGGUACGGGAAGACCACCGCAACUUCCUCCGUUUUCUGUGGCAUAGGGACAAUGACCUAAACAAAGAAGUUGUCGAGUACCGGAUGAAAGUCCACGUGUUUGGCAACUCAACAUCCCCCGCUGUUGCCAUUUAUGGACUACGCAAGGCCAUCAGAGCAGGUUUGAAAGACUAUGGUGCAGAUACAGUAAAGUUCGUGGAGAGGCACUUUUAUGUAGAUGACGGCCUGAUCUCUGUCCCCUCCCCUGCUGAGGCUAUAGACUUGCUUCAAAGAACACAAGCCUCACUCGCUGAAUCCAACCUGCGCCUGCAUAAGUUCAUUUCCAACUCUCAGGCAGUUAUGCAGGCGUUCUGCCCGGAAGAUUCGUCUUCGAUCCCCUGGGCCUAUUGGCACCCGUUACAAUCCAAGGAAGGGCCCUACUCAGAGAGCUUACUUCGGAAUGUUCAGAUUGGGACGUACCCCUUCCAGAGGACAAACAAAGCAGAUGGGAAACGUGGAGAAAUUCCCUUCAGGAUCUAA